GUGUUUAUCUGCCGAUUGUUUUAGUGAUAAAAACUACAUAAAACUACAUAAUUAAAUUGUGUUACAACGAAAAGCAUCCUUUUUAAGUUCUUCGACAAUAUUUUUGUGACACCAUAACUCUCUACUCUUACAAUAAGUGUGCAAUAUUAGCCGGUUUUUGUGCCCUCUGCCCAAAAAUUUUGCCGCGAAAUGUCUUCCCCGGUUGCGAUAUCCGAUGAUGACGAUAGUUUUGAAGCCCCAGUACCUUCCAUGAGGAUAACAAGGUCAGCUGCUGCGAGUAACAAGCCAGUCGUUGUGGAAGUAUCAGAUGAAGUCGAUUCAGAUAACACCAUAGAUUACAGUGACACAAACUUGACCUCAGACGAUGAUUCAGAACUUCCCGAGGUUACAUUAACUUCAAAAAAGAACGCUCUGAUCAAAAAGCUUUUCCCUAAAAGUUCUAAAUCAGGAAUGUCCUCUGCAUCCAGCGCAAAAAUGCCCGUGUAUCUCAAACCCAAAGUACAAGGGUUUGAGAAGAUAAUUGGUGGUGUCACUGUUAAUUUACCGGUGGAGCCUUAUGGCUGUCAAAUAGCGCUGAUGUUCAAGGUGAUAACGGCAAUCAACAAAGGACAAAACUGCUUGUUGGAGAGCCCCACGGGCUCCGGGAAGACGCUGGCCCUGCUCUGUGCUGCCUUGGCCUGGCAGCUGCAUAUGAGAAAUCGUACCGCCACAGAUAUCGCACAGAAGUUCCAGGAGUCGCAUCCCCAGUUGCGAGGAAAGGAGAAUAUAGUUGAACAAAUCGCGUCGCCGAAAAAAAGUUAUGUCGGCUUGGGCAAACUCUUUACCUUCAACAAACCUAGCUUCGGUGAGAAGAGUAUCUACGACAAGCCGAGCGACCUGGACGCCUCCAGCUCCGGAGUCAAGCGGACGGAACCCCUCUCCCCAGACACAUUUGAAGAGUCAUCGAGCAAUGGUCUCGUAACCAUCCACAAGAAGCGGAAACUGAACACCUCCUUCGAUUCUGACUCCACGUCACCAGAUAUACCUUCCACUCCUGAGAACACUACCAACCCGCCUGAACCCGAAACUCCUGAGAAUGUCCGACGGCUGUACAACCUCAUCACGUCCCUUCAAAUCCGGACCUCCAUGCUUGUUGAUUCCAGCAUUCCCACCAUCUACUACGGCGCGCGGACGCACAAGCAGCUCCAGCAGGUCGUCAAGGAGUUCAAGAGGACGUUCUACUGCGGGGAGGCGAAGAUGACGAUUCUGGCGAGUCGGGAGUACGCCUGUAUAAGAGAGUUCGACAAGCAGCUGUGGAAGACGAAGAACGACAUGUGCAGGGGAUGUACUAAGACACACACCGCCCCACCAGACGCGCCAACACAAACAGCUACCAACUGCAAGCCCUUCGACAACCACAAAGCCCUCCACCACGGUUCUCUCCCAGCAGCCUUCGACCUUGAAGAGCUGGUCGCCAUCGGGGAGUCUAUGGUAGCCUGUCCUUACUACGCGGCCCGCAGUAUGGCGGCCGCGGCGCAGAUCGUCUUCUGCCCGUACAACUACCUCAUAGAGCCCGGCAUCAGGAGCAACAUGCAAAUAGAUGUGCGCGACCAGAUCAUAAUAAUUGACGAGGCGCACAACAUCGAGGACAUCUGCCGCGACGCAGCCACACAAACAGUCACGAGGGACGACAUACAAGUCGCGAUCAAGGAACUGGCUCAUGUAGCGGAUUAUCGGUACGCGAACCAGGACGUGUUAAGUUACAUAGAUAUCUUACUAAAAACGUUGAAAUUCUGGGACGAUUGGUUCGCCAACCAGCUUCCUCUGUUAACGAACAAACCCAUAAACAACAACGAGGCAGUUCAUACUUGGCAGGUCCAGCACUUUGUGCAAACUCUCAACAACCAUAACAUCGGCAUGGAGCAUUUCAGCGAAUUUAGCGAAAGCGCUGAGAUAUUUUGCCGGCGGCUACGCGAGGACCCGAGGACGUUAUACGGAGUCUCGCAAGUGACGGGCAGCCUUAUUGAAACCUUACAAAUGGUGUUAGGGUUCCUGUUUCGCCACGACGCCAAGUAUUUGGACGACUUCGUGCCAGCGCUGGUUAAGACCGGGGGCGGAGAUGAACCGCGGUACUCGCAGUUCUCCCAACACACUCAAGACAAGGAAACACUGUCACUCCGUCUCCUGUGCAUGAAUCCAGCUGUGGUUUUCGAAGGUCUAAAAGAGGCAAAAUGCAUCAUACUAGCUUCGGGCACCCUAACCCCUCUCAUAAGUCUACACUCCGAACUGGCUACAGAGUUCCCUCUGCAAGUCAGUCCCAAUCACGUCAUACCGCCCGACAGAGUGUGGAUAGGCUCACUAUCAACCUGCCCUAAUGGCCGCCGCCUAGAGUGUAACAGUCGCGGCACGGACCAACCAGAUAUACAAGACGGCCUCGGUGAGGCCAUCCAUUGGGUAACACAGGUCACACCUAGCGGCGUACUAUGUUUCCUUCCGUCCUACGCACUUAUAAACAAGCUGGUAAAACGAUGGCGAGAAACAGGGCUGUGGACGCAGCUAAGCCGCACAAAACAGGUCUUUGUGGAGUCCAGGAACGUUAGAGAUCACAAUGAUAUCAUGGAGGACUACUACCAGUACUCGGCGAGUGCCAAGGGGGCGUUACUGUUUGCCGUGUACCGCGGCAAGGUGUCCGAGGGCAUGGACUUCAAGGACCACCAGGCUCGAGCCGUCAUCACGAUCGGUGUGCCGUAUCCCAACACAUUCGACAUGGCAGUAAAGGAGAAGAUGAAAUACAACGACAAAUACGCCGCGAAAAGGAACCUGCUCUCCAGCCGGGAGUGGCUCCGGGUACAAGCGUACAGGGCGCUGAACCAGGCGGUGGGGCGCUGCGUGCGGCACCGCGGGGACUGGGGCGCGGUGCUGCUGGUGGACGCGCGCUUCCAGGCGCCCUACUACACCGACCACCUCUCCAAGUGGGUCAAGGGCUUUCUGGGCAACAACCACCACACAUACGAGAGCCUGGUCAACAGCGACAACAGCCUGGAGGAUUUCAUGCAAAGCAUGACGCAACGGGAUGAAGAAGACUGAAACGUUAAUAGUAAUGAAGUAAAAUAAAUGUGACAUCUCCCAACGAAAGGGAGUUAGAGUCAGGCUCAGUUAACUUUGCACCGUGUUUGUUUUGCAGACUGUGCAAGUGUUAUGAUAAAAUCAUCAUCAUUUAAUAGAAAUUUGACGUUAUUAUAAGACUUUCACAGUCUGUGAUAUUUUUAAACACUACGACGAUACUUACGCCUCUAGGGUAGUUUUUUUUUUAUAGUUUGUUUUGUGUGUGCUAUGUAAUAGCAUAAAAAUAAUUGUCACUCAUAUUAUAACAUGUAAAUAAGAUACUGUUGUAAGUUAAUCGUAAUCAUUUAAUGAAGUUUUA
Messenger RNA from Cydia strobilella, 3403 nucleotides. RefSeq names its product Fanconi anemia group J protein homolog. Gene Ontology annotation, cellular component: nucleus. NCBI's taxonomy places the organism in Eukaryota, Metazoa, Arthropoda, Insecta, Lepidoptera, Tortricidae. The record is from RefSeq and is a predicted model, not a curated record. Gene Ontology annotation, molecular function: ATP binding; DNA helicase activity; hydrolase activity, acting on acid anhydrides, in phosphorus-containing anhydrides. Bases 190 to 3066 code for a protein of 958 amino acids. The transcript has 19 exons. Gene Ontology annotation, biological process: nucleotide-excision repair; double-strand break repair involved in meiotic recombination.